Sphaeroforma arctica JP610 is the source of this 243-nucleotide messenger RNA. Its product is annotated as phosphatidylserine decarboxylase. The transcript is spliced from 2 exons. Lineage: Eukaryota; Ichthyosporea; Ichthyophonida. Gene Ontology annotation, biological process: phospholipid biosynthetic process. The annotation marks the transcript as partial. The record is from RefSeq and is a predicted model, not a curated record. Gene Ontology annotation, molecular function: phosphatidylserine decarboxylase activity.
GAAUUGACCACCAACAAACGUGGUCCCAAAGCGCGUGGGUCGUUUAUUGAGAAGAAGUAUCUGGACGGUGUGAAGGCUGAGAAAGGCGAAGAGCUGGGACGCUUUAAACUCGGGUCAACGAUCAUCAUGGUGUUCGAGGCGCCAGAGAUUGACAUGGAAGGGAAAGUUCCCUUCCAUAUCGAUACGUACUUUAACACAUAUUCGUGGAGGAAUUCGGAGUUUGUAUAUCAGUUAGUGUUCUGA